Messenger RNA from Mustela erminea (ermine), 2180 nucleotides. RefSeq names its product calicin (gene CCIN). Lineage: Eukaryota; Metazoa; Chordata; Mammalia; Carnivora; Mustelidae. The transcript has a single exon. Bases 328 to 2094 code for a protein of 588 amino acids. Gene Ontology annotation, molecular function: protein binding. The record is from RefSeq and is a predicted model, not a curated record.
GAGUCUUAAAAGCCCUGGAUAAGAGUUGCAACCCAUCUCCAAGUUUCUCUUGAGCUCUGGGCCCAAGGCUUUAAGUCCCGGCAGGAGAUCUAGCCUCGACAGGUUGGAGCCAUCAGAGGGGAGAAAGGCCCUGAGCCUCUGAGAAAGGCCUCAGGGGCUGGCAUUGUGAUGACCUCAUCCAUUCUAUGACAUCACCCUCUCUCCCAGCCCCCCUCCUCCCUGAUCAACUGCUCUGCAAACAACCAUCAAUCUGAAUCCCAAAGGCCUGAGAACGUCUGUUCUCCAGUACCUGCUGCUGAUCUUCUGCCUCAGCCAGCCAGAAGCACCAUGAAAUUGGAAUUCACGGAGAAAAACUACAACAGCUUUGUGCUGCAGAACCUGAACAAACAGAGGAAACGCAAAGAGUACUGGGACAUGGCCCUGACUGUGGACCACCAUGUCUUCUUUGCACAUCGCAACGUGCUGGCUGCUGUCUCCCCACUGGUGAAGAGCCUCAUCUCCAGCAAUGACAUGAAGACCACCGAUGAGCUCUUCAUCACCAUUGACCCCAACUACCUGAGUCCGGCCACGGUGGACCAGCUCCUGGACUACUUCUACAGUGGCAAGGUGGUGAUCUCGGAGCAGAACGUGGAGGAGCUCCUUCGCGGGGCCCAGUAUUUCAACACGCCACGCCUUAGAAUCCACUGUAACGACUUCCUGAUUAAGUCCAUCCGCCGUGCAAACUGCUUGCGUUACCUCUUCUUGGCUGAGUUGUUUGAGCUCAAAGAGGUGUCAGACUUGGCCUAUUCUGGCAUUCGUGACAACUUCCACUACUGGGCCAGUCCCGAGGGCUGUAUGCACUUCAUGCGCUGUCCCCCUGUCAUCUUUGGCCGCCUGCUCCGAGAUGAAAACCUGCAUGUGCUCAAUGAGGACCAGGCUCUCAGUGCCCUCAUCAAUUGGGUGUACUUCCGGAAGGAUGAGCGGGAGAAGUAUUUCAAGAAGUUCUUCAACUACAUCAAUCUGAAUGCUGUCUCCAACAAGACACUGAUGUUUGCCAGCAACAAGCUGAUGGGCAUGGAGAACAGCUCAGCCCAUGCGACCCUGAUCGAGAGUGUCCUCGUGGACCGAAAGCAGGAGAGGCCGUCCAGCUUGCUGAGUUACCAGCGGAAAGGUGCCCUGCUUGACUCAGUGGUCAUCCUGGGCGGCCAGAAGGCCCAUGGUAAGUUCAAUGAUGGAGUGUUUGCCUAUAUCAUCCAGGAGAACCUGUGGUUGAAGCUGUCAGAGAUGCCCUAUCGGGCGGCAGCCCUUAGUGCCACCUCUGCUGGCCGCUACAUCUACAUCUCUGGUGGGACCACUGAGCAGAUUUCAGGGCUGAAGACAGCUUGGCGGUACGACAUGGAUGACAACUCCUGGACCAAGUUGCCGGACCUGCCAAUUGGGCUCGUCUUCCACACCAUGGUGACCUGCGGGGGGACAGUGUACUCAGUGGGUGGGAGCAUUGCCCCAAGGCGGUAUGUCUCCAACAUCUAUCGCUAUGAUGAGCGCAAGGAGGCCUGGUGCCUGGCAGGGAAGAUGAGCAUCCCUAUGGAUGGCACAGCUGUGAUCACCAAGGGGGACCGGAACCUGUACAUUGUCACGGGCCGCUGCUUGGUGAAGGGCUAUAUUUCACGGGUCGGAGUGGUGGACUGCUUUGACACCAACACUGGGGAUGUGGUCCAGUGUAUCACCUUCCCCAUUGAGUUCAACCACAGGCCCCUGCUCUCUUUCCAACAGGACAAUAUCCUCUGUGUACACAGCCACCGGCAGAGCGUCGAAAUCAACCUGCAGAAGAUAAAGGCUAACAAGACGACCACCUCGGUGCCUCUCUUGCCCAACAACUGCCCCUUGGAUGUGUCCCAUGCUAUCUGCUCCAUUGGAGACAACAGAGUGUUUGUGUGUGGGGGUGUCACCACAGCCAGUGACGUCCAGACAAAGGAUUAUACCAUCAACCCAAAUGCCUACUUGUUGGACCAAAAGACAGGCGAAUGGAAGACCCUGGCUCCCCCACCGGAGGCACUGGACUGUCCUGCCUGCUGUCUAGCCAAGCUACCUUGCAAGAUUCUUCAAAGGAUUUAAACAACUUUUUAAGUGGGAGAAUAAGUAAAUGCAUUAUUAUUCACAAUUUAAUGAGAGAGAGAGGAAGAUGGCCUGUUGGUUCCUUC